Molecule: messenger RNA, 1200 nt
Organism: Lodderomyces beijingensis
Lineage: Eukaryota; Fungi; Ascomycota; Pichiomycetes; Serinales; Debaryomycetaceae
Source: the annotation of a GenBank genome assembly
AUGUAUUCAUCACCGUUUACCAAUAACCUACAUCAAAACGCACCGUCCCAAUUUAAAGAAAAUGCCAGAAAUGCCAUCUACAACCAGAUACCAACCAAUGUUCAAAACGAGCAACAGCUACAGCAGAAACACCAGUACUAUAACGCACAACCAUCGAAUCUUUCCAUCAAAUCGGCACCUACCCAGCCGUUGAAGAGUUCGUAUAAACUGCUUCUGCGCCGUUCAACGUCUUCGUCUUCGUCCAUAUUUUCAUCCUUUACAAAUGGGAAACGAUCGAUACGAUCAGCCCCUUCGAUAUAUUCAAGCUCAACAGGAACAAUCCCAGAAGAUCUGGAGCCUAUAACGGCAACCGUGGAUCAACUACUUAACGAUAUAGCAUUGCAUGAAGAACACUUUCGUAAUCAAUAUGAGGAAACAAAGCUGCAACAGCGGUCCAAGUACAACAACUCGUCUUCAUCUUUGUCUGCAACAUCAAUGGCAGCAACGUCAUCAAGAUCAUCAGCAUCAUCAGAGUGGUCAUCACCACUACCACACCAGGAUUCCGAUGCCGAGGAACUAUACAAGAUUUCACUUGGCUCAAACCUCACUUAUCAAAACAACCAAGAAGAGUCGUUUCUUAUAGACUGGAACUUGAACGUGACCAGAUGCAAACUCAUUCUCAUUAACCUACCUAUGAUCUCAUCAGUGACAAAUCAGCCAUAUAAUCAGAAUUUCCCGCCCCAUUUGAUUGGAGACUUGGCUCAGCUAUGUCAUCUUAUAAUCGUGCCACCGCAUAUCACAGAUAAGGAGUUGAUAUUCACCCUUAUCCAAUCAAACAUAUACCAAGAACACAAUUUAGAUUUGCCUUUCCGCAAGCUGGUUGCCGAGAUAUCAGUAAAGCAAAGCCGACUACUCCAAGUUAACUCCAUGAGACAAGAACGCAAUGGGGGAGACGUAAAUUAUCAACAUCAUGAGCAGUUUCUUAAAUUCAAGUAUAAGGAAAUUGCCGUGAGAAACUACUUGAUCAAUUUAGCAGCCGCGGCAACCACGGCUCAUGAGUAUAAAUUGAGAGUCGAUGAGAUCAAAAAGAGUUUGAAAAAUGCCGCUGAUCCAACUACAGGCGCUGCCGUUGCCAAGAGGAAGAUGAAUAAGGAUGACAAGAAGGUGCUUUGGGAUCAAGUGCGUCUGAAUGUUUUCAAACGAGCGGGACUAGAGGAGUGA